This is a messenger RNA of Dipodomys ordii (Ord's kangaroo rat), 613 nucleotides long. RefSeq names its product histone H2AX. Gene Ontology annotation, cellular component: nucleosome. Gene Ontology annotation, molecular function: protein heterodimerization activity; structural constituent of chromatin; DNA binding. NCBI's taxonomy places the organism in Eukaryota, Metazoa, Chordata, Mammalia, Rodentia, Heteromyidae. The record is from RefSeq and is a predicted model, not a curated record. The coding region runs from base 61 to 492 and encodes 143 amino acids. Gene Ontology annotation, biological process: DNA damage response. The transcript has a single exon.
GCGGCGAGUGGCGGUUGGCGGCUCUCUGGCGUCCAUCUUCACCCGUCUACCUCGCGCACCAUGUCCGGCCGCGGCAAGACCGGCGGUAAGGCCCGCGCCAAAGCCAAGUCGCGCUCUUCCCGCGCCGGCCUCCAGUUCCCGGUGGGCCGCGUCCACCGGCUGCUGCGGAAGGGCCAUUACGCCGAGCGGGUGGGCGCCGGCGCGCCGGUGUACCUGGCGGCGGUGCUCGAGUACCUGACGGCCGAGAUCCUGGAGCUGGCGGGCAACGCGGCCCGCGACAACAAGAAGACGCGGAUCAUCCCCCGCCACCUGCAGCUGGCCAUCCGCAACGACGAGGAGCUCAACAAGCUCCUGGGCGGCGUGACGAUCGCGCAGGGCGGCGUCCUGCCCAACAUCCAGGCCGUGCUGCUGCCCAAGAAGACGAGCGCCACCGUGGGGCCGAAGGCGCCGGCGAGCGGCAAGAAGGGCACCCAGGCCUCGCAGGAGUACUGAGGGGCGCCGGCCGCGGCCCGCCCCCCGCCCUCCAUGCCACCACAAAGGCCCUUUUAAGGGCCACCACCGUCCUCACCGGAAGAGCUGAGCCGCCUCGGGCGCGGGGCGGCCGGGCCGCCAC